Molecule: messenger RNA, 1372 nt
Organism: Amblyraja radiata (thorny skate)
Lineage: Eukaryota; Metazoa; Chordata; Chondrichthyes; Rajiformes; Rajidae
Product: sorting nexin-11
Exons: 7
Coding region: 206-832 (208 amino acids)
Biological process (GO): vesicle organization; intracellular protein transport
Cellular component (GO): endosome
Molecular function (GO): phosphatidylinositol phosphate binding
Source: RefSeq, a predicted model, not a curated record
GUGGCAUUCAGUGCCGUGUGGGGCAGAGGUCUGGACCUGCUGCUGGCUGCCAGUGUCACUUGGAUGUGGAACCACGGUGAAAGCAAGGUGAUUCAUCGAUUACACGUUUGUAAAGGACAACAAGAAGUUGUCGUGUCGAUGGAAAGGUUGUCUCCGUGUGUCUGUGGUCUUCAAAUGCUGCCCUGAAUCCUCACCUGAGAACAGAAUGAUGAACGAGCAAGAGGAAGAGGAAUUCAUCACUGUGAGGGUGCAGGAUCCACAAAUUCAAGAUCAGAAUUCUUGGGCGUCGUAUGUGGAUUAUAAAAUAUUCCUCUAUACAAACAGCAAGGCGUUCACUGUGAAAUCCUCCUGUGUGCGAAGACGGUAUCGGGAGUUUGAGUGGCUGAGACGCCGGCUGCAGAAGAAUGCUGGACUAGUAUCUCUCCCAGAACUGCCGGGCAAGAAAGCAUUUCUCCAAGUUAAUGACACUGAAGCUAUAGAGAGGAGGCGACAGGGUUUGCAGCAAUUCCUGCAGAAGGUUCUACACACUACGAUCUUCCUGUCAGACAGCCAGCUGCACCUCUUCCUGCAGACCCAGCUGCCGGCGGGCCAGAUCGAGGCGUGUGCCCGGGGCCACACUCCCUUCACCGUCACCGAGGCCAUUCUGGACAGCGCCAUGUGCGGCAAGAACAUCCCACGUGGAGCCGAGGCUGAGGGCGAGGUACUCGGCCCCCUGGGCUACGAGUGUGGGAGCUCGCCCUGUCGCACUGUGGGGAACAACGAUGGCAGCAGCAGGGCCAGGGCCAGGGCAGCUGAACCCUUGCAGGAGGCCGCCGUGUCCGGGAGGACAUGAGGAGCAGACUGGAGGGAACCACUCCCUGCCUGGUUGUCAACCCACCCCUGCCCCCCCUGGGCCGCUGCGAUGUCCUCACACACUCUCCUCAUUAGUGACCGCACCCACCGGCUGGGAGGCAGCGAGCCGGAGCCGGAGCAAAGCAGCACGAGAACACUGGCCCAUCAGACCGGCACCAGCCGUUUCUCAGCAGCACCACAGUAAAGAGAGUCGGCGAGGCAGCUCGCAGCAUUCCAUCGGCUCCUUGUACUGCGGGCUGCUCCUGGCAGUGGGAGAUCACCCCUGUAGGCCGGUACCCCCUGUUCCAGGCGGGAUGAAACUUUGCCUCCGGGCGGGAUCGGCCCCAGAGUUCUCCCGACUAUCCUUCCGCUCCCUCGCAAUCCCCAAAAACAUUCCUCAUUCUCACUCCUCCCUGACCUGUUCAGCUCCGCUUUAGACACUGAAAGCUGGAGUAACUCAGCGGGACAGGCAGCACCUCGGGAGAGAAGGAACGGCUGGCGUUUUGGGUCGAGACCUUUCUUCAAUCUGAGAGUCAGUGGG